Messenger RNA from Rubroshorea leprosula, 1168 nucleotides. NCBI's taxonomy places the organism in Eukaryota, Viridiplantae, Streptophyta, Magnoliopsida, Malvales, Dipterocarpaceae. The record is from the annotation of a GenBank genome assembly.
GUCUUCAAUUUUUUCAAUCCGUCCAUUUUUGGUGGAAUUUACAGUUUCAGAUUGCAGAGACCUGUCAUUGUUGGUAGUAGAGCUCAUUUAAGAUCGUUAAGUGAACAAAACAAUGAUCUGGGUGGUGACGAAGAUGAGGGUACUUGCGGUGGAGGAAGUGGUGAAUGCAGGAUACGGUGUGAUUGAGCAGUGGGCAUUGUUGUUGAGGAAUGCAUGGCCUAAGGUUUCUAUGGUUCUUAAGAUUUUCAAAGACCAAGCUGUGAUUCUGAGUGCACUUUAGGUCUAUCUGCAUUCUUCUCAAUGGCAGAGACUUCUAUAACUACACUGUGGCCAUGGAAGGUUUGCUUUCUUGGUUUGAUGAUUGAUGGUUCUCCUAAUUAGUGAAUAGCAAUUGAAAUCUGAAUUUUAGUAUGGAAAUAUGGAAAAUUUUGGAAAGAUAAAAUAUAUGAAGUUGAAGAACAUUCACAUUUAAUGAUUUUUAUCUUGCAAAGUUUGUGGUUGUUGUGUAAUGGCAUUUGCUGACUUAAAUAUUGGGUUAAGUUUAGCAAAGAUUAAUUUGAUCUGCCUUUUCAAAUCUUGACUGUGAAAUUCAUGCAGCAUUAUUAUUGUUGUCUUGUUUGGUUGAGAUGAUUCUGGUUUCUACUAUGUUUUUCUGGUUCAUAUUAACUUAGAGAAGAACAAAAUUGUUUUUUUUUUUUUGAAUGUCACCAAGCCAUCGAGAAACUUUGAUCUCAUUGGUGAUUUGAUGCUAAUUUGUGUUAGGUUUGUGAGCUGGCUGAAAAAGAGUCUGAAGAUGGUUUAUUGUGAAUGCUUCACGGUGAUGUAACCCAGUUGUUGACCACCAUUGUUAUUGGUACUACAUACUAGUCUUUCACAUCAUCACUUAACUGAUCCAGUUUUUUUUGUCUGUUCAAUUUUGCUGUGUAAUUUAUUGAAGAUUUUGUUUCUGUAACUAGGGUGGUCAAUAUUGGAGAAACUGCUUUAGUUACAGAUGCAGCAACAACAAUAUUUGGAAAGGCCGGUGUUAGUGCAGCAACUGGAGUAAUGACUGUAUGUAUAUAAAAAUUCUAUCCCCUCUCUGUGCUCCAUGGACCCAACCUCCUUGCCUGCCUCUAUGUGUGCUUGUGUGUAAAACAUUAUGAAUUUGUAGUAAAUUAGAGUAAAAUAC